Molecule: messenger RNA, 2672 nt
Organism: Drosophila subpulchrella
Lineage: Eukaryota; Metazoa; Arthropoda; Insecta; Diptera; Drosophilidae
Exons: 3
Coding region: 8-724 (238 amino acids)
Source: RefSeq, a predicted model, not a curated record
CCCAGCGAUGGGAAAGCGUGUGGAAAUGGGACAGGAAAAAUUGGGGAGAUGUGGAUUCCAUUACGGUCUCUCAUUGGUUAUAAUCCUGAUUCUAUCUGCGUCUGCGCAGACUGUGACGUCAUCGACAAACCUGAAGGACAAAACUUUGGGGGAUGCUGCGUUGCCAUCGCAUUCAGCAGCCAAAAUCCUUGAAGACAUCCAAACCAUCAGCGCAGUUCAGGAUUGGAGUUUGCUGUGUAAAGAGCUCUGCGGAGCUGGCCUGGGCGUUGCGUCAACGCCUGAUGGGGCCAAGAACCCGAUCCUGAGACCAGAGUUGGAUGUGGCCAAGUGCCGGCAACUGUGUGGACUGCCUAGGGGUGCCGAGGGCGACUUGAUCUGCUCGAGCUUCUGCGGGCAGAAAGGUCGCUCCCUGCCCGGUUGCAGUCCCUGCCAGCAGGAGGUGCGCAGGAUGGAGGAGCAAAAGGAGGAGGAGGAUCUCCGGAUGGAGGAGACGAAGGCCAGUAUCGAGCAGGGCGAUCCAACACACGGUUCCAGCUCCCAGGAGAUGACACUCCAGAGAUCGGGCGACGAGGCAACAUCAUCAGUGGCUCCCGUGGUAGCCGGGUCGGCUGCGGAUACGACGACCACUCUGGCUCCGGACUGGGACGAAGUGUGCAAGGUGCUCUGCAAGACUGGCGAUGGCGGGUCUUUGUGCAACUGUGAUUUAUCGCCGUUCUUCAGCUGAGCGAUCCCCACCUUCCUGAGGGGAUCGCUCCCGAUGGAGGUGCUAAAUCACAAACCCAUUAUAUAUAGAUCGAGAAUUAUAUGAUGUUUUGUUGUUCUUCGUUUUUGGACUUCAGUUAGUGCUAGUGUUGUUUUCAUAAAUGAUAUAUUCUGUAUCGGAAAACUUGUUACGAAAGUUUAGUUCAAUAUUGUAAAGAAAAAAAAAAGAAAACAUAUAGAAAAAUCAAAAAAAAAGGAGGAGAAGGAGGAGGAGAAGAGAAGCAUAAAAUCCCUAUGCGAAUCAAUUAAUUUGUAACUAAUUUCAAUUAAACGUAACUAAGUAACGUAAGCGGCUAGGGCCUAAAACCCCCUUCGGAAACAGCAGAAUCACACAGGGCUUCCAGUGCGCCGCCUCGGAGGAUUAGGAUCUUUCCCAAAGCGGAUCCGAAUUUUCCGGGCGGGCACAACCCGUAUUUAAGUGAUUAGUCAAGAAGCUGGAGCUAAGGAGACACAAGAAUAGAAAUCAACAACAACCAACUAAUAUCAAAGUACACAACAUAUCGUGAUAUACCCAAAAGUAUAUCCAAUCACAUUUAUUUCAUUAUAAUAACACCUUGGUUCGAUGGAAUCAGCAUAUCAAUUUACCACGAGGCAAAAACAAGUUGGUAUCCAAAGAAUUUCAUAUGUUUUGGCUUACAAGUUAUUGGCAAAUCAAAAUCGUUGAUAUAUUUAAAUCAGCAUCAAUUAUGAGCGUCGCAAUUAGGUCAAAAAACAUACCAAGAGUUUAGUGUUGGUUACGGCCCUAAAACAUAAAAAUAUAACAAUAUACAUGUACUUACUAAUGAAAAACAAUUGUAAUUGGUCUAUAUAUAUCCACACAAUGAGUUGCGAUUGCAAAUCAGAAACUCAGACGGGACAUACUGGAUCUACCAGACCCGUAUAAAUAUAUAUAUAUAUAUAAAUUUAUAUAAACAAAAUGUAAACCUUAGUUAUUCUAAUAUCUAGGUGUCAUAUUGUUCAGCAUAAAUAAUCGCAUAUAAAAUACCUUAUAUGCAUAUUAUCUGUGUGUUCGGAAGACAUUUUUUCGCAUUGCAUUGAAAUGGAAGACAAUAUCAGCAAAUCGCAUUCUGGAAGACAUGCGUUGCGGCAGCGACAACAAGAUCGGUCAGCUGCCAUUUAGUCAAUAAGAUAUUCUAUAUCAAGUAUAAUAAUAAUAACAUUUUCGAUUUAAACCUCGAAGAUAUAGUCAAUACAAGCACACGUUGUUGUGACAAACGCGACGCUGUGACUGACAAUAAUUAACUAUAACUUAUGAGGAGAACAGCAGGCAAGGAAGUUCGCAUACUCAGUGUCUAUAUACCAGUACUAUUGCUAAUAUAUUAACCAUGCACUUAUCAAAAAAAAAGUAAAUAACAAUAUAUUGUAUUGCACCAAAGUUAUUACCGAGAAUAUCGCAGUAUUUAAGGCAAUUUUCAGAGCACAUUCAUUGAUAACCUAAUGCGGCUUCAGUAUGUAUAUCGAUGUGUAGCAAGUUAAUCACUCAGUAAAAUAUAAUAUACGAAAUGCACUUAACAUUUAUGUAUAUGUAUAUGUGUUAGGCGUUGCGUUUCUGCCAUGAAUACCAGCGGCUAACGAGCCGAUCAGACGGAUUAUGCCGGAAUAAUACCUAUAAUCCAUAAUAUAUUUAUAACCAACAGACACAUCAUCAUCAAUUACGAAAAACCGAGUCGAAAACCGUUUCGAACCGAUUAUACCGUUUCGCAGUUUCGUUUUUUCAGUUUAUCCUAUGGCCAGGCAUUAUCCUAAACAGUAAUGUCCAGUUCAUAGUCAAAAUAAACACAGAAAAAUAAAAAUUAAAGGCGAUUACACAACAAAUAACCAAAGCAAACAAAUACACAACCAAAUAAAGGCAAAUAUUAUCUUAUAUACGUUAAAUGUUGUAAAGCCCUCUAAAUAAAAAAAGGAAGAAA